AUGGCGGAAAUGGUCGAUCCCAAUGCCCCGCCCGCCGCCAGGGACGGCUACGACUCCGAUGGCGAUUACGACAUGGGCUACAAUGACGAUGAUUUUGACGCAUGGUUCCAAGCCGGGAACUUUGAGGGUGCCAGCAAUCAAUCAAGUAGUCCUGGUAACCAUAUCCAGCAAUGCGCGAACCUAGCGCGUCAGAUAUUAUCCAGAUCGCCGCCGCCGGCCGAGCCUGUGCCGCAUACACCAUACGAGUCCGCAGUCGACAUGGAGGAGGCACCGCCACCAUCAGCACCCAUCUACAAACCAGGAGUACCGCCCAUCCCUCCUCGGCCGUCCCCCACCUUUCGACUUCCAUCAAUCGACACCGUUUACGACGGUCUGCUAGCACCGAGCUCUCCUGCCCGGGAGCAAGCUUGCCUACCAGCGCAAGGUCCGGCACCCCCGCCGAUUGCACCUCCCGUUCCCCAUCACGAAGACGAUGUACUCGAGGUGAUCGACCCCAACGGCAACAUUAUUGUCGGGUCCGGCGGCCCGCAACGCCAGAGAUUCCUCGCCAGUACUGCCGCCAUCCUUCGUUCCUCCCCAGUUCUCGCCGCGAUUAUCAUGCCCGAGAGGCACAGCCAGGUCAAUCAACAGCCCCCGCCGCCCCCGACACCAAGUCCUCUGCGCUCACCUGCCGCCUUCGUAAUACCGCCUGAGCAGGAUAGGUCCUCCCUUCCGACUCUUUUUAUCCCAGACGUAGAGGACAGAGUGUGCAAAACGUUCCUACUCGUCAUCCACGGGUUCCUCAAUAGAGUUGAGAAGAGCUUCAAGAGUGUCCAACUUUUUUACGACCUUUUGAUGUUUACCCAUCGCUACGGAAUGACAUUGAGCCUCCAAUCGGUGGCGGUUCCCUGGCUCAAGAGAAUCUAUCACGAGAACCCCCUCCGCCAUGACGAGGUGGCAAAGCAGCUUUGGAUAGUCUACGAGUUGGGUCACCUCAAGAUGAUAAGGCAUACUAUCCGCUGUAUGGUCAAGACAGCAAGGAUCAAUAAGGAUGGUCAGCUGCUGGGAUACGGAGCCCAGGAAGGGAAGGAUGAGUACACGCAGUGGGCUCCGUUGGUGCAUUUGGGAUUGCUUAGGGACAUUACAAUCUGCCGACAGCGCGUCAUAAACCGGCUCCUCUUCGAAGUCGAGCAAGUAAUCGAACGUCUCACAUCAUCCCCUCCAGUUCUCCCUCCACGCGACCCCAGCGACGAUGAAGAAGUCCAAAACUAUAGAGCUAGAAGUCACGAUCCUAGAAAUCCCAGACAGCCUAUCGAGAUCCCGUCAGACGACACCCCUCGACAGUUAUGCGUCUCCCGCAGGCCUCCAGGGAGAGUCACCCACGCGGUAAAUUGCGACGCCAGCAUGCUCGGAGCUCUCCAACGUGUAUUGCGCCAGGAGGGAUGGGCUACGAUGGACUUGACUUGCAGUCCGAGUCAUCUAUACAGGCGGAUCAAGAAGAUUGGGAAGACGGCGACCGAACAGGUGGUGAUUACGCAUACCCUAAAGGGUCAUAGGGCGUGCGAUCCGUUUGGGGAUGAUAAGUGGAUUAGGCUGGAUGAACUGAUUAUGCGGGAGGUGAAGAUGAUUCCGUUUGACGUUGAGGAGCUCAAGAAGCGGGGAGGAAUGAUGGGGUUUUCGAUUCAAGAUUGGAAGUGA
Messenger RNA from Neurospora crassa OR74A, 1677 nucleotides. RefSeq lists its product as hypothetical. NCBI's taxonomy places the organism in Eukaryota, Fungi, Ascomycota, Sordariomycetes, Sordariales, Sordariaceae. Bases 1 to 1677 code for a protein of 558 amino acids. The record is from RefSeq and is a predicted model, not a curated record. The transcript is spliced from 2 exons.